Paraglomus occultum is the source of this 825-nucleotide messenger RNA. The record is from the annotation of a GenBank genome assembly. NCBI's taxonomy places the organism in Eukaryota, Fungi, Glomeromycota, Glomeromycetes, Paraglomerales, Paraglomeraceae.
AUGAGCUUGAUCCGAAAAUUUCUAUCGACUCGCCCAUCUUUCGCGUUCCAUUACAUCAAAAACACAUUUACCACAUGCUCUCAUCACGGCGGCCUUUACACAUCCGCCGAAUUUCCACUACGCCGAUCGCAUCAAACAUGUGAAUUCCCACCUUUCUCACCUAAAUCUAUUCUUUCUCGAUUCCAUCCACUCACAUUUUCCAAGUCCCAAAUUCGAAACCUAUCGACUCCUGUUGACAAAGGUUUUUCAAAAUCCACGCUCCGUCCUCGUCUCCGGCAUCGAUCACGCCCAAAACUCGUUUCCGUUCUUCCGCGGUCUUCUGGCCGUCUUGCUAACGGCACGCCUCGAAAUCCAGCCGCCGUCCACUCUGUCUACGACCCCGUCCUCAAAAGAUUUAUCAAGAAACAUCCACCACCCAAUGUCCUUCCGCGAAUAGAUGAAAACUCAGGAUCGGGAUAUUUUAAAAUUACUUUGCGUAGAAGUGUUAUUGGAAUUUCGAGAAGGUUGAGGAGGGUCGUACGAGCAUUAGGAUUCGUGAAAUUGCAUCAGACUGUUUAUCAUGCUCAGACGCCGUAUAUCGCAGGCAUGAUUCUAAAGAUAAAGGAGCUGGUUGAGGUCGAAAAUGUGGAUAAGAAACCAGAAAAAAAAGAAAAGGUUGUGGUUGAGAGAGGGUACGUUGUUAUUAAGAAGCAUCCGGCUGGGAGUGGGCAGAUAAACCAAUUGAGCCAGAUUGAGCCGAAGAGACGGACUAACAAGAUUAAGGAGAACGUCGGAACGGGUCGAGAAAAUAGAUUUUUGUUGUUUGACGAUGUUGAUAAGAAGUGA